Juglans microcarpa x Juglans regia is the source of this 1762-nucleotide messenger RNA. RefSeq names its product guanine nucleotide-binding protein subunit gamma 3-like. The transcript is spliced from 6 exons. Lineage: Eukaryota; Viridiplantae; Streptophyta; Magnoliopsida; Fagales; Juglandaceae. Gene Ontology annotation, biological process: G protein-coupled receptor signaling pathway. Bases 748 to 1695 code for a protein of 315 amino acids. The record is from RefSeq and is a predicted model, not a curated record.
CAACCAUCAUCCUUUUUCUGUUUCCCAUCGUGCUUUCCGCUCCUUCCUCUCUGCAACCCUUGUCAGAGAAAAAAAAAAAAAAAAAGACAGUGAGAAAAUUGAAAAUGAAGAGAAAAACGCACCCUCUGAAUUUCAAGAUCUCCCUAAGAUUUCCAUCAAAAUCCCUCAACUUUCCUAAAUGGGGUUCGUACAGACACUGCCGUUGCAGGCUUUUUUUCACAGCCGUCUUUACUAUUAUUAUUACUACUGCUGCCAUGCACAAAAGAUGUGCCUCGAGAGAGCCUCAGAGUCUCUCAGACCACGCCCUUGUUUUCACUCAUAGCCUGUGGCAAUAAUGGCUCCCUUUUUAGCCUUAUUAUCGCUGUUUCUCUUACCCUUUCAGCCUCAUUUUCUCCCUGCAACCCAAAACAUUUAUGUACCCUGCUGUUGUUGCAGAACCCAUUUCUUAUUUCUUUCGAUUUUUUGUGUUUCUGGGUUGUAAUAAUCAUUGUCAGGCAGCCUAUUUACUGUCUUCGCCACUCACUUUUGGCAUAGCGUUCACACCUAGCAUAAUUUGAUGUCAUGUCUUGUUUGUUAUUUCCUAUUACUGCUACUUCUUCUUGUUUCUACUGCAAGCACUCGAGCAUUUACUGCUUAUUACUACUUCAGAAUCACUGGCAGUUCUUGCUGCCGGGCCUAUUUCUUCACUCUUUCGUUUAAAUUUGAGUGAUUUAGAGGAUCGAGAAAAUCGUAAAAGUUCGAGAGCAAAUGGCUGCUUCGUCGGGCUAUUCUUCCUCUGCGCCGCCGCUGCCGCCACCACGUCCAAAGUCGCCUCCGCAGUAUCCUGAUUUAUACGGGAAGCGCCGUGAAAUGGCGAAGGUUCAGAUGCUUGAAAGAGAGAUUAGUUUUCUUGAGGAGGAAUUAAAAUCCGUUCAAAGCCUUCAACCUGCUUCUAGAUGCUGCAAAGAGGUUGCUGAUUAUGUGGUGGCAAACUCAGAUCCUUUUAUAGCUACAAAUCGGAAGAAUCGUCGGCGCUGUCGCUUCUGGAAAUGGCUGUGUCGAAUGCCUUGUUUUAACCUCUCUUGGAUCUGCUGCUGCUGCUGCUAUAAUGGGUGCUCACUUCAUCUAGAAAUGCCGCGCUGCUGUCGUGACUGCAAUCCAUGUAAAUCUUGUUCCUGUGCCAGCUGCUGCUGCUGUAAAUGCAAUAGAUGUAACUGUGGUUCUUGUCUCCAAUGUGGUUCCUGCGGCUGCAAUACAUGUAACUGUGGUUCCUGUGUCCCCUCUGCUUCCUGUGACUGCAACACAUCUGUCAUUUACCGAAGUGGCGGUGUUGUGCUUUUCCCCCAUCAAAUUGCUGUAAAACAGAUUCGUGCAUCAGAAAUUGUUGCAAUUGUCCAUCUCCUUCAUGCCCAGAUUGCUCUUGCUGCAUUUGGAGAUGUUCACGUCCUAAAUGUCCAAAGGUACGCCGUUGCUGCUGUUGUACAAAAACUUGUUGUAACCCUUGUUAUCUAUGUUACUAGCAUAUUCAAGCAUUUCCAUUCAGGAGUAUUGUUCUUCAAAUUUAUUGUAAAUGGGGUAAUAGGUAGAUUUGUUGUGGAGACAUCAGCUUCUUCUGAGAUUGUUGGAUUAGUUUUGACAAAUAGCACAUAUCUCAGAUCACAUUAUCGGCAGUUUUAUCUCUGGUUGUGUUCUCAAAAACCAAAACCAGGAACUUAAAAGCCAGAACAAUGUAUUAAAUGGCUGUUGUAUGCAGUGCCAUAAAUACAUUAUAUGUUUCAAUCCA